This is a messenger RNA of Homarus americanus (American lobster), 2734 nucleotides long. Its product is annotated as extensin-like. The coding region runs from base 20 to 2038 and encodes 672 amino acids. The transcript has 3 exons. The record is from RefSeq and is a predicted model, not a curated record. NCBI's taxonomy places the organism in Eukaryota, Metazoa, Arthropoda, Malacostraca, Decapoda, Nephropidae. Gene Ontology annotation, cellular component: RNA polymerase II transcription regulator complex; extracellular matrix. Gene Ontology annotation, molecular function: transcription coactivator activity. Gene Ontology annotation, biological process: positive regulation of transcription by RNA polymerase II.
GACAACCACCGCUGGCAAGAUGAACAUCAAGUUCUUGAUUGUAGUGGGCGUGGCGGCCCUGGCAGCAGCCGAGAGACUGGAGACCUACUCUUACGCCGCUCCUCAGGAAUUAUCGUCUGAGUCUGUGGAGUCUGUGGAAUCUGUUGAAUCUGUGGAGUCAGUUGAGGCACAGUACAAUUUCAACUGGGCAGUCAAUCGGGAGUCAGCAAACAACGAGUUCGACCACCAGGAGGCUCGGGAGGACGACAACACCAAGGGGUCGUACACCGUGCAGCUUCCCGACGGUCGUCUUCAAAGAGUGACUUACUACGUGGAUGGUGACUCAGGCUACGUGGCCGAGGUCAGCUAUGAGGGUGAGGCUCAGUACCCCGAGUCUGAUGAGUCUAGGGAAUAUGCCCCACCAAGACGACAAUACUCUGCCCCCGAUUCAAAUGAGUCGGAUGAGUCUCGUGAGUAUUCUCCACCCAAGCGACUCUACUCUGCCCCUGAGUCAAAUGAGUCAGAAGAGUCUCGUGAGAUUCGUAAAUACAUUCCACCUAGGCGACUCUACUCUGCCCCUGAGUCAAAGGAAUCAGAGGAGUCUAGGGAGGCUCCAACGUACACCCCACCCAGGCGACUCUACUCUGCUCCUGAGUCAGAAGAGUCAGAGGAGUCUACAGAGGCUCCAUUCCCACCAAAGCGACUCUAUUCAGCCCCUGAGUCAAAUGAGUCAGAAGAGUCUCGUGAGUCACGUAAGUAUUCUCCGCCCAGGCGACUGUACUCUGCACCUGAGUCAGAAGAGUCAGAUGAGUCUACGGAGUCUCCAUUCCCACCAAAGAGACUUUAUUCAGCCCCUGAGUCAAAUGAGUCAGAAGAGUCUCGUGAGUCUCGUAAAUAUUCUCCGCCUAGGCGACUCUACUCUGCAUCUGAGUCAAAAGAGUCAGAGGAGUCUAGGGAGGCUCCUACGUACACUCCGCCCAGGCGACUCUACUCUGCUCCUGAGUCAGAAGAGUCAGAUGAGUCUACGGAGUCUCAAUUCCCACCAAAGAGACUUUAUUCAGCCCCUGAGUCAAAUGAGUCAGAAGAGUCUCGUGAGUCUCGUAAAUAUUCUCCGCCUAGGCGACUGUACUCUGCACCUGAGUCAAAUGAGUCAGAAGAGUCAGAUGAGUCUACGGAGUCUCCAUUCCCACCAAAGAGACUUUAUUCAGCCCCUGAGUCAAAUGAGUCAGAAGAGUCUCGUGAGUCACGUAAGUAUUCUCCGCCUAGGCGACUGUACUCUGCACCUGAGUCAAAUGAGUCAGAAGAGUCUCGUGAGAUUCGUAAAUACACUCCACCUAGGCGACUCUACUCUGCCCCUGAGUCAAAGGAAUCAGAGGAGUCUAGGGAGGCUCCAACGUACACCCCACCCAGGCGACUCUACUCUGCUCCUGAGUCAGAAGAGUCAGAGGAGUCUACAGAGGCUCCAUUCCCACCAAAGCGACUCUAUUCAGCCCCUGAGUCAAAUGAGUCAGAAGAGUCUCGUGAGUCACGUAAGUAUUCUCCGCCUAGGCGACUGUACUCUGCACCUGAGUCAAAAGAGUCAGAUGAGUCUACGGAGUCUCCAUUCCCACCAAAGAGACUUUAUUCAGCCCCUGAGUCAAAUGAGUCAGAAGAGUCCCGUGAGUCUCGUAAAUAUUCUCCGCCUAGGCGACUGUACUCUGCACCUGAGUCAAAAGAGUCAGAUGAGUCUACGGAGUCUCCAUUCCCACCAAAGAGACUUUAUUCAGCCCCCGAGUCAAAGGAAUCAGAGGAAUCUGCGGAGGCUCCAACAUACACACCACCCAGGCGACUCUACUCUGCCCCUGAAUCAGAUGAAUCAAAUGAAUCACGAGAAAAUGCUUUACCAAGGCGUCGAUAUUUUGUCCCUGAGUCAGAGGAGUCAGUUGAGUCUACAGAGGCUCCAGUUUACACCCCACCAAAGCGACUCUACUCUGCUCCCGAGUCAGUAGAGUCUCUUGAGGCUCCUGUGUAUGGACUACCGAGUCGAAACUAUUUGGUCCCACAUUCCAAUGAGUCGUAAAAAGUCACCAAUAUUAAUGUGUGUGUGUGUGUGUGUGUAUGUGUGUGUGUGUGAGUGUGUGUGUGUGCGUGUGUGUGUGACAAUAUCCCACUAAACCUAUUUAUUUAUAUCUAUACUUACUGAACUAAAUGCAAUAUGUAUAAUUAUUUUCUGUAUUUUAUUUCUCACGAUCAUCAGCUGAAGAUACCUAAGAGAAUUAUCAUACAGGUGUGGAUUAAUACAUAAGACUACCUAUUUAAGGAGACUUAUCUAUAUAUCAAAUUUAUAGUAUAGCGAAUAGCAAUUUUGUAUUCCCAUUUAAAAUAAGUAUUGUAUUGUAAUUUGUUUUCUCUUAGAACUUCAGUGAACACAAAUAGAUUACCUGUUAGUUAAGAAUCCUGUAAUCUAUUUUAAUGUACCAGAAUAAUGUUCAUGAUACGUGUAUUUACAAGAGAGAUUCAUGUGAAGUGUACCAUUUAAAUCACAGCUCUAUAGGCCGGGAGUUUACAUAGCUAGUCAUUGCUCAUUGCUCAGAUAGGAAGAGCUCCACCACUAGUAAUACUAAUAUGGCACUGCAUGUAUGAGCCCCUUAGUAGCUCAGUGAGUAUUGGGCGUUUAUUGAUAAAAGUAACCCAAUUCAGGUAUUAAAAUCGACGCCCACCGCCCGAGCUGACUAUACCCAGUGUCAGCAGAUUAAAUAAAGCUAACUCAAGUAAA